Molecule: messenger RNA, 1047 nt
Organism: Vicia faba (fava bean)
Lineage: Eukaryota; Viridiplantae; Streptophyta; Magnoliopsida; Fabales; Fabaceae
Source: the annotation of a GenBank genome assembly
AUGGCAGAUACUAUAGUUACAUCUGACCAAUCUUCUACUUCCUCGCUAAACGCUACCCGAAUAAUCUGUCAUGUAUGUCAGAAGCAGUUUUCUCAAUACACAUGUCCUCGAUGCAAUUCACGAUACUGCUCCCUCCCAUGUUAUAAAUCUCAUAGUCUUUGUUGUACUGAAUCCUUCAUGAAAGAAAAUGUUGUUCAAGAGCUCCAGCAAAUGCAACCUGAUGAACAAACCAAAUGCACGAGAUUUCAUGGAUGUCUCCCUAACCAAACUAGUUCUGAUCGAGAAAAGUUAGCAAGUUCAAAAGGAAAAUUUGCUCAAUACCUUACCGGAAUCUUAGAGGUGUAUUUCUCUUACCAUUGUGACGCAUACAACACCAAUGGAGUUUACCUUCAUGACCCUACAGCGUUGCUUGCAGCCGUUGAUCCUUCACUCGUAACUUGCACAGAAGGUGCUGUUAGAGUCCAAACCAGUGGCAUAACAAGGGGACUUACAAUUCUCUACAAUAAACAGAAAAGGGCGGACUAUAACCCGGAUCAGUAUUUGUGGGAAAAGGAAUUCUCCCUCGCUGGUAGGACGUACCAAAGGCAGGAUUUGGAGGGUUCAUGCGGCUCAUGUUGGGCGUUUAGCACAACCGGAGCUUUAGAAGGAGCACACUAUCUGGCUACUGGGAAACUAGUUAGCCUUAGCGAACAACAGCUUGUGGAUUGCGAUCACGUGUGUGAUACAGAGCAAGCUGGAUCAUGUGACUCGGGCUGUAAUGGUGGAUUGAUGAACAAUGCAUUUGAAUAUUUACUCCAGUCUGGGGGAGUAGUGCAAGAAAAGGACUAUGCUUACACAGGAAGAGAUGGCUCCUGCAAAUUUGACAAAAGCAAAGUUGUUGCUUCCGUGUCUAAUUUCAGUGUGGUUUCCUUAGACGAAGAACAAAUUGCUGCAAAUCUAGUAAAGAAUGGCCCUCUUGCAGUUGGUAUUAAUGCAGCCUGGAUGCAGACAUACAUGAGUGGCGUUUCAUGCCCAUGCGUUUCAUCAAACAAUUCCUACUCUUGGUGA